Cordyceps fumosorosea ARSEF 2679 is the source of this 1089-nucleotide messenger RNA. RefSeq names its product Autophagy-related protein 3. Gene Ontology annotation, molecular function: Atg8-family ligase activity. Gene Ontology annotation, cellular component: cytosol; cytoplasmic ubiquitin ligase complex. Bases 1 to 1089 code for a protein of 362 amino acids. The record is from RefSeq and is a predicted model, not a curated record. The transcript has 3 exons. Gene Ontology annotation, biological process: autophagy of mitochondrion; autophagosome assembly; nucleophagy. Lineage: Eukaryota; Fungi; Ascomycota; Sordariomycetes; Hypocreales; Cordycipitaceae.
AUGAACUACAUCUACUCCACAGUCAACACACUCCGCGACCGGUACACGCCCGUCUCGCACACGUCCACGUUUCGCCAGACCGGCCAGAUCACGCCCGAGGAGUUCGUCGCGGCUGGUGACUACCUCGUCUACAAGUUCCCGACGUGGGCCUGGGGUGACGCUGACGACGAGAGCCGCCGCGUUUCCUACCUGCCCGCCGGUAAGCAGUACCUCGUCACCCGCAACGUGCCCUGCGACCGCCGCCUCAACGACGACUUCGCCGGCGACGCGGGCCACGAAGAGUCAGUCGUCCAAGACGGGCUCGAUAAGGGCGCCGGGGGCAGCGGCGGUAGCGGCGGUGACAAGGACGACGAGGACGGGUGGCUGCGCACCGGCGGCCUCGCCAGCUCGCAGCCGCUCAAGGCCAAGGACGUGCGCACGGUGGACGACGCGGGUAACGUCGGCGCCCCGGACGAGGACGAUGACGAAGACGACAUUCCAGAUAUGGAGGAUGAGGAUGACGAUGAGGCUAUCAUCCGCGACGCUGGUGACGGUGCUCAAAAGAGCGGCCGACGCACAUAUACCCUCUACAUCAUGUACACGCCGUACUACCGCACGCCACGCCUCUACCUCUCCGGCUACCAGAUGAGCGGCCAGCCGCUGCCCCCACAAGACAUGAUGGACGACAUCGUCGGCGACUACAAGGACAAGACCGUCACCCUCGAGGACUUCCCCUUCUUCGCCAACAACAUCAAGGUGGCCUCGGUGCACCCCUGCAAGCACGCCUCCGUCAUGAAGACGCUGCUGGACCGCGCCGACGCCGCUCUGCGCAUCCGCCGCGACAAGGCGCGCGCCGCCGCCGCCAAGCACCACGGCCAACAACACCAGGACCAGGCGGCGACGGAUGGCUUGGCGGACGAGAUUGGCAAGCUCGACGUUAAGGGUGCCCAGGAGGCGGCCGACAAGGACGAGUGGGAGGAGGUCCAGGAGACCGAGGUGGCGGACGAGAACGAGGUGGCCAUCCGCGUCGACCAGUACCUGGUUGUCUUCCUCAAGUUCAUGGCGAGCGUCACACCAGGCAUCGAGCACGACUUCACCAUGGGUGUUUAA